This is a messenger RNA of Phlebotomus argentipes, 2143 nucleotides long. RefSeq names its product sodium-coupled monocarboxylate transporter 1-like. Gene Ontology annotation, biological process: sodium ion transport; transmembrane transport. The coding region runs from base 52 to 1842 and encodes 596 amino acids. Gene Ontology annotation, molecular function: symporter activity. The transcript has 2 exons. The record is from RefSeq and is a predicted model, not a curated record. NCBI's taxonomy places the organism in Eukaryota, Metazoa, Arthropoda, Insecta, Diptera, Psychodidae. Gene Ontology annotation, cellular component: membrane.
UCAGUGAGUGAGAAGAGGUUUAGGCAGCUCGAAUCUGGACAUCAUCUGAUAAUGGGGGAAUUUUCCACGGAACAGAAUUUUCUCGCGAGUGUCUCUAAGCAAGAAGGAGUGGUGUUUAGCGAGGAAGGAGUUCUCAGGUUCACCUUUUGGGAUUAUGGCUUAUUCGUAGCAAUGCUGGGAGUUUCAGCACUGAUCGGUGUGUAUUUUGGCUUUAUCACAAAGAAGAAGCAGGACAACACUGAAGAGUACCUUCUGGGUGGGAAGAAAAUGAGUAUCUUCCCAGUGUCCUGUUCCUUGAUUGCUAGUCACAUCUCAGGAUCCACAAUGUUGGGUGUUCCUACGCAAAUUUACGCCUACGGGACACAAUACUGGAUGUUUGUGAUAUGUGCGACGCUGACUCUCCUGUCCAUUGUCUACAUUUUCCUUCCAACAUUUUAUGAUCUCCAAAUGACGUCGUGCUUUUUAUAUCUGGAGAAGAGAUUCGAUCGUCGCGUGAGACUUGUGGCCAGCUCCAUGUUCGCCGUGAGUGUGAUGCUCUUCGUUCCAGUCAUAAUCUAUGUUCCUGCUCUGGCCUUUAAUCAAGUGACAGGGAUAAAUGUUCACCUCGUCACGCCAAUCAUCUGUGCGAUAUGCAUUUUCUACACCACUGUCGGAGGACUCAAGGCUGUAGUGUACACGGAUGCUCUGCAAUUCAUGAUGAUAGUUGGCGCUACACUGAUGGUGAUGUUCCUGGGCGUGGGAAUCACUGGAGGAUUUUCUGGAGUGUGGGAGGCUGCUGAGCGGGGCGGUAGACUUAUCUUCUUCAACAUGGACCCAAAUCCGCGACUCGGCAGCUCCUUUUGGUCUGUAUCACUGGGUCUCUCAAUAAUCUGGAUAUCGCUCUUGGGAGUGACUCAAAGCAGUGUCCAGCGAUUUCUCUCAGUUCCCGACAUGAAAAGUGCUCGCAAAAGUGUGUGGAUCUUUACGCUGGGACUGAUUUUCAUCAAAUCAUGCUGCAUUUUUGUCGGCCUCAUCAUUUAUGCCAAGUACGAGACCUGUGAUCCAUAUUCAAUGGGUGUCGUGGCGAAGCUCGAUCAAAUCCUCCCGUAUUUCAUAAUGGAUGUGGGAGCAAAGAUUCCCGGAUUGCCUGGAAUAUUCAUUGCGGGCAUUUUCUCAGCAGCUCUCUCCUCAAUGUCCAGUUCACUGAACACCUUGGCUGGGACAAUCUAUGAGGACUUCCUGCGACAUCGCUUCCCGAAAGCAUCUGAGAAACAGGCCAGUUCAACAAUGAAGAUUAUCGUUGUGAUCUUGGGAGUGAUUCAGCUGGCGUGUGUCUUCGUUGUGGAACGCAUGGGAACAAUUUUCUACCUCACACUGGCAAUCAAUGGCAUAACUGCCGGCGCACUUCUGGGCAUCUUCUCGAUGGGAAUGUUACUAAGAAAGGCAAACACAAAGGGCGUUGUUCUGGGCACGAUUCUCUCCACGGUAGUUGUCUCCACGAUCAUGAUAGGAGCUCAAUUCGCCCAGAGACCGUCUCCUUUGCCUCUGCGCGUGGACGGAUGUGAGGGAGUUAAUUCAACUAUUCCUUCCACUGAUCAAACCAUCGCCGAGGAAGAUGACAUGCACUGGAUAUUCCUGAUAAGCCCAAUGUACUACUCUCUAAUAGGAUUUCUUAUCAUCCUCUUCGUGGGUUAUCCAGUAAGUCUCCUCACGGGAGGCUGUGAUCUGCCUGACGAGCGACUCUUGUGUCACUUUGUGCGGAGCAGAGAGUUUAAGGAGCGGCAGAGCAGAAAGGAAGAGGAGGCGAAGUAUGCUAAAAUCGAUCAAACCCUAAAGGAUCUCGAGGCGAAUGGCAAAAUAUAGCUAAUCUGAUUAUUAUUAUAAAUUUGUGGCUGGACUACAGAAGCAAUUUAAUAUGUGAAUGGAAUGAUAAAGCGAGUGUGUGCCGUCGAAAACUCAGACGAUUUGUCGCACUAAUUGCUAUUGUCGUGGCUUGAGGAGUGCCAAAUCCGACUCAUGAUAUCACUUUAUCAGUAUUUCUCGCUUGUCUCGCAUCGAAUACAGAGAAGACACAUUUUCGCGGAAUCUGGAAGACUACAAAAUUAAUGAUGUGGCGACCAAUGAAUGUUUCUAGGCAAUAGAACAUGUUUUAAAAUAAAAUGAU